This is a messenger RNA of Galendromus occidentalis (western predatory mite), 1037 nucleotides long. Its product is annotated as replication termination factor 2. Gene Ontology annotation, cellular component: nucleus. The transcript is spliced from 2 exons. The coding region runs from base 111 to 968 and encodes 285 amino acids. The record is from RefSeq and is a predicted model, not a curated record. NCBI's taxonomy places the organism in Eukaryota, Metazoa, Arthropoda, Arachnida, Mesostigmata, Phytoseiidae. Gene Ontology annotation, biological process: mitotic DNA replication termination.
GCAGCUAGCAACACACCACAGCUGGAACUCUGAUUUUCGUUGAGCUUUGCUCAAAAAUUUCUACUGCUCUGUCAGAUCUCAUCGGAUCUGAAUACUUCGAUUAGGCAAGCAUGGGAUGUGACGGAGGCACAAUCCCCAGACGCGACGAGUUGGUGCGCACAAAGCAAAAAGGAGAGCAAAAGGAUGCGAAGUCCGAAAACGCAUUCAAAUGGAAACACUGUGCGAUAUCUCAGCAAGCUCUGAAAAAACCGAUCGUAGCAUGCGAUUUGGGACGACUAUACAACAAAGAAGCCGUCAUCCAGUAUCUACUGACCAAGACUGAAGCUCCGGUGGAAAUCGCAUCGCACAUCCGUCAGCUCAAGGAUGUCACCGAGCUGAAAUUGACCGAUAACCCAGCCUACAGGGACGUCGAGUCCAAGGGAGCCGAAUGCGUGGACCACGCCGUUUCGCCGUACGUUUGUCCGACGAGUCUCCUCGAGAUGAAUGGUGCCUACAAGUUCAUGUUCAAUCGCCGCUGCGGAUGCGUUCUCAGCGAAAGGGCACUGAAGAACGUGAAAACAGAGAAAUGUUUGAAGUGCGGCGGCGGUUUCGAUACGAAUGACCUCAUCACUCUAAACCCUAGCGACGAUGAACGAGCUCUUCUCGAGCUCCGUAUGGCCGAACGCAAAGCCGCCAUGAAAGCCGCGAAGAAGAAGGUCAAGAAGGAAGUCAAGAAUGAAUUCGAACCUGAGCCUAAGAAAGCUAAGACCCAGAAAAUCAAGACCGACAGCGCGAAAACCGAGCCCGGAACCUCAGGGACUUCGCUCGGAGCUUCCAAGUUAUUGAUACCCGAAAAAGCGAAGGAGUCCUACUCGAUAGCCCAAGAUCCGAAUGCAUCCGAAGCGCUCAAAUCUCUCUUCACGACUCAUGAGUCGGCGAAGAACAAACCGAAGGCUCAUUGGGUCACUCAUAAUCCACUCUUCUACUGAUGCUUAUAUCCUUCUCAGGAGAUAUAAUUGUGUAUGUAAAUAAAAUGAAGGGAGUACGGUGAUAUUGUU